AUGGCGGAUGCAGUGGUGGCGGAUGGCCCGCCGCCCGCUGCGGUCCCCGCUGCCGCUGGCGGCCCCAACACGGACUGCGACGGCGGCGACGACGUCGUGUUUGACGACGCCUGGGCGGACGAGGCCGUGCCGAGGAGGCGCAGGCCGCGUCGUCGGCGGGCGCUACCGGAGGCGGCUGCUCCGGGUGCGGCGGCGGCAGGCGCGGGCCUCGGCCCGCCUGCCGAGGCGGCGGCGGCUUCCCUGGGGCUCCCUCUGGUCGCGCUGGGGGCGGCGGGGGCGGCGGCGGGCUCCCUGGAGGCGGUGCGGGCCGCGCUGCCCGUCGGCGAGCUGGCGGCCCUGGACUCCUCCUUCGAGGCGUGCCAGGGCGUGCGGGCGGCCGCCGACGACGCCCUGCUCCGCGCGCAGCCUCCGCCCUCGGAGGCGAUGCGCGAGGAGGUCCAGCGCAUGCUGGACUUGGCGCGGGCGGCCGCGGCGCCCUCCCUCGGCAUCCUCGGCCUCGCGUUCGUGGUCGUGGACGGCCAGGGCCUCCUGCUGGCUG
This is a messenger RNA of Prorocentrum cordatum, 538 nucleotides long. Lineage: Eukaryota; Dinophyceae; Prorocentrales; Prorocentraceae. The record is from the annotation of a GenBank genome assembly.